ACGGGUGAGCGCGCGCCAAGAGAGACAGCGCGACCACAGCCACAAGUUUAUCAGUGUAAGAUUCACAAAGUCCGAGUAUUCGGACCGCGAGUAGUAUUUUGUUAUGCGUAAAAGUUAUUUUCUUACUGUAGCCUAUGCUCCGAGAAUGCGCCCGGGUGUAUGAGAAUGUUCUUUUAACAAUCGUAAAAGCGCAAAUGUUGUUCACUAUCUCUAUCUCACUCAUUCACUCUCCACCUCUCCCCAACCCAUCACUCCACCUCUCCUCAGCCCAUUACUCUCCACCUCUGCCCAGCCCAUCACUCUCCACCUCUCCUCAGCCCAUCACUCUCCAACUCUCCCCAGCCCAAUGCUCACGCCCUGGCUGAACAAGCGCUUACUCUCUAGCCGCCAGUGAAGGCUCGAGGGUCGUCGGAUUCCUGUGAACGAAAGGAUGCGGUGCCGCAAGUCUUUUGGACAAGGUUCGGUUGGGAUCUAUCUAUGGAUGGCGGUCCUUUUCAAAGGGUCCCUACAGGGGGAGCACCAGCGCAGACUGUACAAGGAGCUGAUGGCCAACUACAAUCGUCUGGAGAGACCAGUGAUCAACGACUCCUCUCCUCUUCUGGUGGAGCUGGGAAUGACUCUGCUGCAGAUCAUAGAUGUGGAUGAGAAGAACCAGGUCCUGAUGACCAAUGCAUGGCUACAGCUGUACUGGACUGAUGUGUACCUGAGCUGGAACCCAGAGAAAUACCCUGGGGUUCAGAACCUACGUUUCCCCUCCAGCCAGAUCUGGACCCCUGACAUCCUCCUCUACAACAGUGCUGAUGAAAGGUUUGAUGCUACCUUCCACACUAACGUGCUGGUGAAUGCGUCCGGUUACUGCCAGUACAUACCGCCGGGCAUCCUGAAGAGUACCUGCUAUAUUGACGUGCGCUGGUUCCCCUUCGACGUCCAGAAGUGUGACCUGAAGUUUGGCUCUUGGACCCACAACGGCUGGCUGCUGGACCUCCAGAUGCUGGACGUGGACACGUCCACCUACAUACCCAACGGAGAGUGGGACCUCGUGGGAGUCCCGGCCAAGCGUAAUGAGCUGUACUAUGACUGCUGUAAGGAGCCCUACCCUGACGUCACCUUCACGGUCACCAUGCGAAGACGAACCCUCUACUACGGUCUCAACCUUCUCAUCCCCUGCGUACUCAUCUCUGGCUUGGCCCUGCUGGUCUUCCUGCUGCCCGCCGACUCAGGAGAGAAGAUCUCCCUGGGUAUCACAGUCCUGCUCUCUCUAACAGUCUUCAUGCUACUGGUUGCUGAGAUCAUGCCUGCCACCUCAGACUCUGUGCCUCUCAUCGCUCAGUACUUUGCCAGCACCAUGAUGAUAGUGGGUCUGUCUGUAGUGGUGACUGUUCUGGUCCUGCAGUUUCAUCACCACGACCCUCAGGGCGGAAAAAUGCCCAGAUGGGUCAGGGUAGUGCUUUUGAACUGGUGUGCUUGGUUCCUGCGUAUGAAACAGCCAGGCGAGGAGCGUAAACCGGCAGGCUACAAGUACCGCCACACUCCACAGCACCACUCCAGUGCCAGCUCCAUCGAGAUGGGACCCAUGGGCACCAUUACGGGCCUCACCACGCCCCUCUCCCAGGCCCCCUGCGCCACAUGCCCCACCGGCACCUCCAACGGCAGCAUGAGCCUCUACUUUAGCUACCAUGCCGUGGAGAGCCCCCGUUGCCCCCCCUCCAGUGAUUCAGGCGUGGCGUUGGGGGGGCGGGCCCAAGGGACCCCCUGCGAGGAGGCUGAGCCCCCAGGGGGAGGUGCUGGAGGAGGAGGAAGGGGGUUGAUCUUUACUCCUCCUCCGGAGGUCCUUCAGAUCCUGGAGGAGGUGUCGUAUAUUGCCCAGCGUUUCAGGGACCAGGAUGAGGAAGUGGCGAUCUGCAGCGAGUGGAAGUUUGCUGCUGCCGUGGUGGACAGACUGUGUCUGGUGGCCUUCACUCUCUUCUCCAUCGUUGGCACCUUCACCAUUCUCAUGUCUGCUCCCAACUUCUUAGAGGCCGUCACCAAGGACUAUUUAAAGAAAUAGUGUCAAUAUGUUCAACCAUAUAUGCCAGCUUCCCGGACACAGGUUAAGCCUAGGCCCGGACUAAGAACCACUUAGCAUGCUUUUUAGUACACGACUAGACUUUCUCUGUGUAUGGGAAACCAACCUUAUGUUCUAUCCAGAUUACUCUGGAGUAUAUUUGAGAAAAAUUGAUUUAAUGUAAAUAGAUGAAUACUGUACAUGUAUCAAUGCAAGGGUUGUCCAUAGUCCCUUUCCUCUCCUUAGAUCCAGCUUAACUGAGGUUGUUCCUGUGUGUUGCUUUGCCAUCCAGAUAUCUCAUUACAAUAUCAACUCGCCGUUUGAACUUUGGAUUCCUGGACCUCCAAUCCACGACCUUUAGAACUUUGAACUGUCUUGGACGUUCUGGACUGUUGUCAGCAUUAUGUAGUGUGGUUAAGGUAAUUCUCUAUUUACAGAGAUGUUUCACUGUCACUUUAUGAGCUGCUUAUUGUUGUUUUUAUGACUGUUUUACUUUCACUAUAUUGUAAGUUUGUACGUACACACCGUUUACUUUUUGCUUGUCGAAGCUAAAUAGCAUCGAACUCUGUCACGGGUGUAGAAGUGAUAUGUUCUCUUGGUCCCAGUUGACAUUGUUGCCACGGUAGUAACUGAUUGACGUUGACUGUGCCACUGUGAAAACCUGGAGUGAUUCAUAGACAGAAUAGUGGCAUCAUCAUGUAAGACUCACCUGCACAUUAGAGGAGGAAUCAGCCGGCAACAACCUGAAACAACAAGAGCUAUUGAAACAAGGAACUGGACAAGUGGAUACUGGAGAACUGCACUGGCUGCUAGCCUGAAACAACUCCUGCUGAGACUGGGCCUGUGCUAAUAUGCACACGUAAUCCCACCAUAUAUUGGAGGACUACUAUAGAUCCGUUAUUGAUCCAUUAUCCAUCUAGUACUAUCAGUAGGUGUAAUCGGUUUAUAUGACAUAAAUGUAUCUGUGCUGCAUAUAGGGGAAUUGAUAUAUGGGGGUGGUACAUUAACAUGGAGGAGCUAUGUGUCUGUCUGUGGUGAUAUCUAACCUAAAUGUAAAGGUUACAUGGAGAACACAACAACCCCAGGGAGGUUAUUAUGACUAAAGAUCAAGAUAUUCUUCUAUUGAUAUUGAUUGAGACAUAAUGUGGUUUACAAAUGAGACAUAAAGACCAUGGUAUAUGGAAUCCCUUAGGCCAGACAGUCAAUACUGUAAGUAACUGAACUAAACUGCCUGUCAUGUUAGAGAGUUAGUCCGUGCAUCUGUUUUUCUUUGAAUGAUCAUUAUUACUGUAUACUGAACAUACCCCCCCCACCUCACAGUCAGAGUCCUCCUCUGUUGUAGCUGUUGUUGUCACACUGCUGUCCUCUUCUUCCUGUGAUUUUUGUUGCUCUUACCUAAUAAAUAUUCCAUAUAGCCUAAGAUAAGAUCAUCCUGGACAAUUCAUAUGGAGAUGAAUGGGACAGAGAGGGGCUGACUGGGUGGAUAUGGGCUGACUGGGUGGAUAUGGGCUGACUUUGUGAAUAUAGAGUGACUGGGUGUAUAUGGGCUGACUGAGUGUAUAUGGGCUGACUGGGUGGAUAUGGGCUGACUGGGUGUAUAUGGGCUGACUGGGUGUAUAUGGGCUGACUGAGUGUAUAUGGGCUGACUGGGUGUAUAUGGGCUGACUGGGUGUAUAUGGGCUGACUGGGUGUAUAUGGGCUGACUGGGUGUAUAUGGGCUGACUGGGUGUAUAUGGGCUGACUUCUGGGUGUAUAUGGGCUGACUGGGUGUAUAUGGGCUGACUGGGUGUAUAUGGGCUGACUGGGUGUUUUUAUAUGUGCUGACUUGGUGUAUAUGGGCCGACUGGGUGUUUUUAUUUGGGCUGACUGGGUGGAUAUGGGUUGACUGGGUGGAUAUGGGUUGACUGGGUGGAUAUGGGUUGACUGGGUGGAUAUGGGCUGAGUGGGUGGAUAUGGGCUGACUGGGUGGAUAUGGGCUGACUGGGUGGAUAUGGGCUGACUGGGUGUAUAUGGGUUGACUGGGUGGAUAUGGGCUGACUGGGUGUAUAUGGGCUGACUGGGUGUAUAUGGGCUGACUGGGUGUUUUUAUAUGGGUUGACUGGGUGUAUAUGGGCUGACUGGGUGUUUGUAUAUGUGCUGACUGGGUGUUUUUAUAUGGGUUGACUGGGUGUAUAUGGGUUGACUGGGUGUUUUUAUAUGGGUUGACUGGGUGUAUAUGGGCUGAGUGGGUGUAUAUGGGCUGACUGGGUGUUUUUAUAUGGGCUGACUGGGUGUAUAUGGGCUGACUGGGUGUAUAUGGGCUGACUGGGUGUAUAUGGGCUGACUGUGUGUUUUUAUAUGGGUUGACUGGGUGUAUAUGGGCUGACUGGGUGUUUUUAUAUGGGUUGACUGGGUGUAUAUGGGUUGACUGGGUGUAUAUGGGCUGACUGGGUGUUUUUAUAUGGGUUGACUGGGUGUAUAUAGGCUGACUGGGUGUAUAUGGGGGUGAGUUAGAUUACUGUUUUGGGGUCCAGAGAAUUGGGAUGAAAUAAGUAUUUUGUCAGUGAUCUUGGUAUUUCACAGGUUUGUUCAUUGAUAUUUUAUCAUUCAACCCCCAUUCAAGGCUUAUAGCCAGGAAAGAGAUAAAGAGAUAAUUGAGAUAAAGAGAUAAUUGCUGUUCUGUUAAUAUUUAUAAAAGUGGAACAUAGGCUGAAUCCUAUUUGAUAACUCUUAGGGAGGGGAAAUAUUAGCCACAAGGUGUUUGUGUUAAUUUUAGAAGGAACGCUCAGGGCAGAGUUCCUGUCUGUUUUUAGAAUUUGUUUUUAGCACUCUGAAUUUCUCAUCAUGAGGUCACUGCAGAGGAUUGGAAAGUGCUGACUGCCAAUAUUAAGAGGGGACGUGGAGGUUGGUAACGGGAGGGGUUUAGCUGACAUCUGACCUGGCUGCACCCCAACCCCGUAAGCAGAAGGGCCCCAAAGGUUACUUCUUAGACCACUGAAAUAUGAUAUGUCCAAGGGCUCUCUCUACAUUGUCCUCUGGCUGCUAGCUGACCAUCCGUGAGUGUUGCAACACGUUCACCAAUACCAAUACUUCUGUUGCACUUAGUUCUGCUGAUCCAUCUUCAAGAUAAAUAGAAUAUUUAAGCAAAAUGGUAGGAGUGAGAUGUUCUUUGGCUGAGACAGUGAAAGGGGUAAAGAGAGAGAGGAUGGUGGGAGAUAGGGACUAUGUGGAAGGCAGUAUAUGAGUUCAGAGUCCAUAACGUGACACAGCUUCUUCACAAGAGAGUGAGAAGUGAUGACAAGUUGAACAUGCAGGGUAAGUUGACGCCCUGGGGUUGCGGCCGUCUUUGUGUUGUUGGUGUGAAUGUCAGCCUUCAGGGUGCUUCUGAGAGCACAAUAGCACAACGAGCACUGGGACAGCUACGCACGUGGGGCUCUCCUCUCUAGAGUUCCUGGCUUCUACCUUCUACACUGUCCCUCUGAUGAAUUACUACAGCAUCAGAGUGGAGGGCGAGAGCAUGGACAUGAGGGAGGGAGGACGUAAUUGUUCCACUUGAAAUGCAAGGCCUCACUGCUCAGAUCUCAAAUGCAAACUGAGUGAGGUCUAUGGGGAUGAAAACGGCAGUUUGAGAUGUGUGAACCCUGUGGUUGCCUAUGCCAUGGCUGUGCGGUUCAUCAACGCUUACACAGUAACCCUAUGAUGGAGCAGCACAACAUUUCUCUGUAUUAUGUAUGCAACAACAUCCUGAUCCAAUUGCACAGCCAUAUUGCACAGCCAUAUUAUACAGCCAUAUUGCACAGGCCACAUUCAAAUGAAGCAGAAUGGAAAACUGCCACUGUGCUUUUCCUGUCCGCUCUAUUUCUAUGACCUCUGACAUCACCUUGGUUCUGUUUUACCUCUGUGCAGCUCCAGUCUGUUCUAGUUGGCCCAGUUCUGUUAAAGUUAGGUUCUGCACUAUUGGAGAUAUUCAUGGACCUUUCAGGUUUGUCUAUUCAAACCACUUAAAUGGUUCUCAGCUUAGCAGCCCUCUAAUGGUAAUACCGUAUAAAUGUACAUUUACAUUUAAGUCAUUUAGCAGACGCUCUUAUCCAGAGCGACUUACAAAUUGGUGCAUUCACCUUAUGACAUCCAGUGGAACAGCCACUUUACAAUAGUGCAUCUAAAUCUUUUAA
This is a messenger RNA of Oncorhynchus nerka (sockeye salmon), 6195 nucleotides long. Its product is annotated as neuronal acetylcholine receptor subunit alpha-7-like. The transcript is spliced from 9 exons. The record is from RefSeq and is a predicted model, not a curated record. Gene Ontology annotation, molecular function: acetylcholine receptor activity; acetylcholine-gated monoatomic cation-selective channel activity; acetylcholine binding. Gene Ontology annotation, biological process: synaptic transmission, cholinergic; monoatomic ion transmembrane transport; signal transduction. Gene Ontology annotation, cellular component: acetylcholine-gated channel complex; postsynaptic membrane; plasma membrane. NCBI's taxonomy places the organism in Eukaryota, Metazoa, Chordata, Actinopteri, Salmoniformes, Salmonidae. Bases 431 to 2047 code for a protein of 538 amino acids.